GCCUUACUCGGCUGAUCUGUCUGAAGCAGUGUUGGCUUGUAUGGAGAUCCUCACUCGCCCUCCGACUCUACCUGCUGCUGAUCAUGACAAAGAAAAAGAGGAAGGAGAGUCAUCGAAGGCCCCUGAGGAGGAGGAUGAGGAUGCUGAGACUGAUCGUGCUUCAGAUUCGUCCCCGAGUGUUAUCUACCACUUUGGGCCACCGGCAGGGUUCCUGUUGGAUGAGGAUGAUGAUGAGGACGAUGAGGAUGAUGAUGAUGAGCUCAUACCCACCAUGAUAGUGGAACCUGUUGUCAACGAGGAUGAUGCUGAGGGUCAGCAGGCUGGAGGAGAGGAGAACGCCGCCGCCGCCGCGGGCGAUGAUGGAGGUGAGGACGGCCAGAAUGGGGACAAUGCAGAGGAGUGGGCCGAUGAUGAUGUGUACAACCGUCUGGAGGAAGCUGUGAAUGAAGACCUUUUGGAUGAUCUUGAUGACGAUGAUGACGACGACGAGGAGGAUGAUGAUGAGCCGUUGGUCCCUCCCGAGUCUGAGAUCCAUCCGGCGGAGUCCAGCCUGAUGAGUUAG
Molecule: messenger RNA, 562 nt
Organism: Perkinsus marinus ATCC 50983
Lineage: Eukaryota; Perkinsozoa; Perkinsida; Perkinsidae
Product: major centromere autoantigen B, putative
Exons: 3
Source: RefSeq, a predicted model, not a curated record